Acyrthosiphon pisum (pea aphid) is the source of this 461-nucleotide messenger RNA. RefSeq names its product histone H4. The transcript has a single exon. Gene Ontology annotation, molecular function: protein heterodimerization activity; structural constituent of chromatin; DNA binding. The record is from RefSeq and is a predicted model, not a curated record. NCBI's taxonomy places the organism in Eukaryota, Metazoa, Arthropoda, Insecta, Hemiptera, Aphididae. Gene Ontology annotation, cellular component: nucleosome. The coding region runs from base 91 to 402 and encodes 103 amino acids.
CGUUUCGUGUGCACGGCAUCAAUCUACGUUCGGCGUUCAGAACAGUAGUUCCUCCAGCACUCUCCAACAAGAAACCACUGAUAACCAGAUAUGACGGGACGCGGUAAAGGAGGAAAAGGUCUAGGCAAAGGAGGCGCUAAACGUCAUCGCAAAGUGUUGCGUGACAACAUCCAAGGAAUAACCAAGCCUGCCAUUCGUCGGUUAGCUCGCCGUGGAGGAGUGAAACGUAUCUCCGGUUUGAUUUACGAAGAGACGCGUGGUGUGUUGAAAGUGUUCCUGGAGAACGUAAUCCGCGACGCCGUCACAUACACCGAGCACGCCAAGAGGAAAACAGUCACCGCCAUGGACGUCGUUUACGCGUUGAAACGACAAGGACGUACCCUUUACGGUUUCGGAGGCUAACCUACACACACAUAAUACAUACAUACAUUUUCAAAAAGGCCCUUUUCAGGGCCACUAAA